AUGGCACUGUAUGCGGCAGACCUCGGUGCGCCUUCAGUUGACUGGACUAAUCAUCCAGCAGUAGCCUUCCAAUGUCUCAACGACGCCAUCAAGCCCUUCCGACACGAUGUUCACCAGGUGGACGAAGUCUUUACCUUGUUGGCAUUCGAGAUCUAUAAUAUAGGAAUGAGCUUGCAGAAACCUACUGGGCCGAUUUGGCAGGCCUGGACAUAUUUCUUGCAGCAACCACAUUACCUGCCCAUAUCCGAAGAAGUGCGCCUACAUCUGACUGCGCUGGAUCUUCCUCUACAUCAACUUCUCAUGCCUGCGAGCACUACCUUUGCAACUGCGAUAAAGGAUCUACGUCAGGUGGCUCGAAGCCUCGAGCUAUUUGAGGAGGAGACAACGAAACUUCUCCUCGAGAUCAAAGAUUGGCUGUUGAAGUGUGCUUGUCACGACAGCGUCGACACAGACGGCUCUCUUCUCCGUGAGAUGCGUGCAAUCAUAGUGCAACAACCGCAUGUGGAUCUCAGCAAGAAGGGUAAUUAUAGACUCCAGCGGAGUGAGCGAGUCACCGGUGGCUUUGGCAUAUGGCCCGAUCUCACUAGAACGCUUUCUGCACUUCGACCUUCAUCAGAGGAAGAGUGGAGCAGCAAAGACGAAGAAAAUGCCGUCAUGGCAGUUACUUCUUAUCUAUCCCUUGCCGCGAACAUGAUCUCGUGUUUCAUGUUCAUGUCAGCGUACCCAGAGGGUAAUCUGGGACCGGUCUACAAGCACACUUUCGAGUGCGAACGAAUUCAUGCCUGCCUUAUCGAGAGCCCGUUCUCGCCCUUCCCACUGAAAGUGCGACAGGCCCUGUCUGAGUCAAAUUAUCUGGGCAACUCAGUGUUGAUUAGCUCAAUGGUGCUGCCCAACAUCAACGCUGGACAUCCACACACUUUGUUCUUGAUGUUCCGCUGGGUUAUGUUGGCCGCAACACAUCCUGACGCAGAUCCUACAGGCAAUGUUCGAUCAGCCCUUAGCAAAGUCUUCGAUCUUGGAUGUCUUGAGCGUCUGCCAUACCUCUGUUCGCGUCACGGAGUUUUCCUGAGGCUGAAUAUCCCGGGUGAUGUCCUUGCCGAACGCUUCCUCAACCCAGAUACAGAGCAGGCAGAGAACAACAUACUCGCUGGAUCUCUUGAUUCGCAGGACGCUAUAAAGCUCUGGAAUGAACGAAGCCACGAACCAAAACUACAUCCACACUGGAAUCUCGAAUUCGGGUUUGGCGGCGAAGUCGUCUAUGUGAUCAACGAUCCUCUCGACGACGUCCACAUCGCCCGUGACUUCCCGCGGGCUGAGGAUCUCUGGCUCGAGCAACACAUGCACUGCAUCCCAGACCCAAAGCCCGACGACGAAUGUCUUAUCUGCAAAGACGACUUCACUGAGACUCCUUGCUAUGCCACUGCGUGCAACCAUCUCUAUCAUCUGGACUGCCUAACGGGUUGGCGCAAUUCAUUGAAAAAUGCCGGUUCGUCUAGCCAGCUUACUUGUUGCUACUGCACAAAAGAGCUCAUGGAUGAGGUUGCAUUGGCGCGGGUGGAGAUUGCGCGGCAGAAGGGUGUUCCGAUCCAUUUGACGCCGGCGAUGUAUGAAGAGCAGAUGCGUCGUUUCAUCAGCUUUGGGCUUUUGUUUGAGACUGGGUAG
Molecule: messenger RNA, 1662 nt
Organism: Parastagonospora nodorum SN15
Lineage: Eukaryota; Fungi; Ascomycota; Dothideomycetes; Pleosporales; Phaeosphaeriaceae
Exons: 1
Coding region: 1-1662 (553 amino acids)
Source: RefSeq, a predicted model, not a curated record